GUGGCCGACUCAUUUGCGGUCGUUAUCACAAUUUUUACAUAUUCAAUUCCUUCCCCUCUAUGUCGUGUCAACAUAGAAGGACAAUAUCACCGAGCGUUUCACAUUCAAAACGCUUAAUCCAUUUCGCGCCAUCGAACCUGAGAACACCCCGUAUAUAGCCGGUAAAUCACGGAAUAAAAAAAACUUCUUAACCAAACGUAUUGUUGUUAUCCCCAUAUGGGUAAUUAGUUUAUCCCUAUCUUAAGUGGCAGGUGUCUCGCUCGAGUUUUAACAAGAAUUUAUUGUAUCAAAUUGCGUGGUUUUUUUCAAAGUCAGUCCUCUAGCAACACUUUAGCUUCCAAACAUAUAAAGCCAUGACACAGGACAAAAAAAUCAUCGUUUUCAAUAGAGGACCGCUCCUCAAAAUCCGAUUCAAAAGGGACUAUUGUGGUUAAUACGUGUUGAUUUCCGUCAACAUACGAAGACACAAAAUUAUGAUAUCUAGCAAACCGUGUUGAUAGUGAAUGAACUUCUUGUGCAAAAUAAAAAGAAAAUAAGAUACGAAACCCAUCGAAAAUGUCAAAAAAACAGUGGUUUGUGGUGCUGUGUCUUUACGUCUUGUAUCUCUUAGCCGGAGCGGCGAUAUUCUUCUUUAUCGAAUCGAGGGAAGAACACAGAAGAGCCGAUGAUGAUAAAGAAGAAAAAAUUGAACUAGAGAAUUUACUAAAAGAACAUUUUCAAGGAAACUAUUCAACUAAAAAACAACUUUUCGAAAAAUUAUCCGGAUACUGCGGUAAACCCCUAGGAAUCAACAUGAGUGAAGAUCCUCCUGACUACAAGUGGGAUUUCUAUCAUUCCCUCUUCUUUGUAAUCACCGUAGUAAGCACUAUAGGGUAUGGUAAUUUAGCUCCUACAACAAUGUUUACACGAAUUUUUAUGAUUUUUUAUGGACUGAUUGGCAUUCCAAUGAACGGUAUCGUUAUAUUUACACUUGGUGAAUUUUUUGGCAAAUCGUUUACAAAAUUGCAUGCCCGCUGGAAGAACUCGAAGCUAGAGGCCAAACUGGAUUACGAUGUUGCCAAAUUAGGCCUGAUUGGACAAGUUAUCUUGUACUUGAUACCCGGAUUCACCUUCUUUAUAUUCCUACCUUCUACUAUUAUGUCGGUGUUUGAGGGAUGGGAAUAUGACAUCUCUGUAUAUUAUUCCUUCGUAACACUUACGACAAUUGGAUUUGGAGAUUUCGUGGCAGGUGCACAAGACACUUUUGGAUUCGGCAACUUGUAUUUCGUCUAUCAACUUUUUUUGCUGGUAUGGAUCAUAGGAGGAAUGGGCUACGUCGCCAUGAUCUUAAGUUAUAUAACCAACGCGAUGCGUAGUAAGCGAGUUAUUAAAAUAGAACGCCUUCUAGCCGACAACAUCAAAAACACGCCUAAAAGAAUCAGAACUGAACUUAGAAGCCUUCUGCACGAACUACUUUUCUUGAGAGUCAAACCAGUUUACAAAGGAGAAUUCGAAUACGUUCCCAGUAUACUGGAGAGAAGCCAAAGCUGCCCGGAGUUCUCAAUUUAUAAAGAAGCAUCUCCCGCAACUCUACGUAAACGAGCAAUGUCCGAAUGCUACAAGUCCACUCCAUUAGCCAAGGUCCAAUCUGACACAGAACUACAGAAAAUAGACAAGGAAAUGACCUUUAGACCUACAUCUGAACUACUGGAACAGACCGGUUUAUUGUUCAAAGUCGUUAAUGCUCUAAGUUGUGAAUCUUUAAACAGACAAGGCUUAGAGGGGGGUAUUCAUUGUUUCUCGGACAGUGAGGUAUUGGCAAGUGAAUACUACGAACCGGGAAUCACUCAGGUAAAACCUAAGAAGCGCAGAGCUAUCAGCGAUGUCAGACCUCCAAGUCGAUUAGUGAACGAAGCUAUCAACGGAAAUACGUGGUAUGGAGGUGAAGCUGCGGCAGCUGCAAAAACGCUUAAAGAGUUUAAAAAGAGACAAAGAGCCAGGUCAGUGUUUCAGGUUAAGAAACCCGAGAAAGAAAACGUGUUUCAAAGGAUUCGAAACAGAUUGUUAUCAAGGGACGAAUCAAGUCAUCAAGACAUUGAAAAGCAGAAGAUUCCUGAUGAGUUUGAGAAAGCUUGCCUUGAUGUUCCAAUGAGUACAUAUGGCAGAAGGGGUUCCAUGCUGUCUAGUGUUAUAGGCAAUGUGCAAAACGCUCAAAGGGAUCACAUAUUGGAGCAAACUUCUAUAGCUGACUUUAUCAGGGCUUUAUCGGCUAUAACCACAACAGAUACAUUGGAGAAGGAAGAAUCCACCAGCCAAGUUCCGAAAAUGAGAAGACACGGUAUCAUAGCAACUCCAAGUCGAAGGUCGUCGUUGAUACCCAACACAACUCCGCCAGAAGUUCGUACGCAACGUCGGUUCUCUUUAAGGCCAGCUGACGAAAAUAUCCUUAAUCAUCCAGUGAAAAGAAAGGAUAAAAUGAGAAAAAUCUCGGUGGCGUUUCAAGACGAUAGAAGAAAUUCCUUAAUACUGGAAGCGACUCCUUCUAUUCCACCCACUUUAACAGAACAUGAACUGUUCGCACCUGCGGAAACUCGGUGCAAAAAAAGUUCUGCAACUGCGGCACCAACAGUGGAGGAAGCCGCAGGCCCACCCCCAUAUUCGCUAUAUCCGCUUGAAAGAAAGAGGUUUACUGUAAGGCCAGUGAAUUUAAGUACUUCAGUGAUUACAAGUCCUAUUCAAAAACAGUUGCAUAAACGAGACAGGACAGAUAGUUUUAGUAAAGAUAGUAAAUAGAAUUUUAUUUUAGCAUAAAAACUGAAUAUUAUAAGCUUUUAGAUUUUUUUAAGUAGUAACUUGUCGCUGUGAUCUAAUUAUUAUCUCUAUACAUAUGUACAGUUUUAGUAAAGUUGACAUUUGUUUUUAAGUAUAAGAUAGCCUGUAUCAGGUUGAUAUACAACUGCAUCAGCUAUACUUUGUAAAUAUUGGAACAUAUUUUCGUAGUCUCGAAUCAAUGUUUGUAUGACUAAGCCAGUAAUAAAUCAGGAAAACUAAUGAGUAGAGAGAGAUGGCCGAUUCUGCAUCCUCCUCCCGCGCAGGAUGUGCCGUCAUCAGUGAUGUCAUCAGCUAGGAACAGUUAAAAUAGGUUAAUAAACAAGAAUAAACAGGUUUGAACCGCUUUGCACCGCUUUAAAUCAGAAAUAAACGGGUUUGAACAAAAAAUUAACAGAUCUGUUGUUUUAAGCUAAAAGCGGUUCAAACAUGUUUAUUCUUGUUUAUUAACCUAUUUUAACUGUUCCUAGCUGAUGACAUCACUGAUGACGUCACUUCCUGCGCCGGGAGGAGGAUGCAGAAUCGGCCAUCUCCCUCUACUCUAAUGAAAACUGCCAGUUUAUAACACAUAAAAAAUGAUAUUAUAUUUAAUAAAUAUAUUUUUUUCAAACGUCACAAAAGUAUUAAUUUUUGCUACAUGAUUGGCAUUAUAAAGGGGUCAUUUAACUACUAGGCAUAAAAGUAACGCAGUAACGCACUUUUACGCCUCAGCACAAUAUAAUAGUACAAAAAUUAUUACCUAUUAGACUAACAUUAAAGUCAAGUCUUUAUGACUUAAUUCUAUAUUUUUUAUUUAGAUCACGAUGAUCUGCGAGUUAGCAAAAUGACUUAAAUCAAAGUACCGUCAAGUCAAGACAGCCAAAAUUCAAUUUAAGUAUUUGUAGAAGACUUAUUAAAGUCCGAUAUCAGGAUAAAAUUAAAAUAAUUUCCAAAACGCCAUGUAUAAAUCCAAAGAAAGAUAAGAUCUUACAAAGAAUUUUACAAGCACCGCCAUUAAUUACGAAGUGGAGAGGAAAAAUUAAUAUCGACUUGUUUGAUAUGUAUGACCUCUGUGUACGUCUAUGAAUACUUUAAUUUAGUUCUGUGCUUUAAAUGUUGUGGCUUCGGCCCUGUAUCAAAAUAUUGUAAAGAACGAGAAUGUUGCAAUAAGUGUGCCAAAAAUUAUCCAUCUAUAGAGUAUCAACAACCCAAAUAUAUAUGUGUUAAUUGUAUAAAAUUUAUAUAGCACGGCAUAUAAAUCAAUCGGCAGGCUAACUCGCUUUGGCGGGAACGCUACGCGCAUAUCCUCGCGCACGCCGCCAUUUGCGUUUCCAUCAGCAGAAAGUAACCAGUGUCGUAGUUUUUUCAGCGACAACACAUAGUUACGGCAGAUUCGAGUCAGUAGCGUGCGGCUUAAUUUAUUUUGUUUUUUUCUUGAGUGA
Messenger RNA from Sitophilus oryzae (rice weevil), 4229 nucleotides. It is a transcript of the gene Ork1, whose product is annotated as open rectifier potassium channel protein 1. Bases 556 to 2772 code for a protein of 738 amino acids. Gene Ontology annotation, molecular function: potassium ion leak channel activity. The transcript is spliced from 6 exons. Gene Ontology annotation, biological process: stabilization of membrane potential; potassium ion transmembrane transport. Lineage: Eukaryota; Metazoa; Arthropoda; Insecta; Coleoptera; Curculionidae. The record is from RefSeq and is a predicted model, not a curated record. Gene Ontology annotation, cellular component: membrane.